AAUAUAGAUUCUCACGUCAACAGCUUUUCUUUGUCUAUACCUCUGUGCUCAAACGAUUCUGUAGCGUGAGGAGAAAAUGUUCGGUGAAUGUGAGAAGACGGUGGUCGACAUCUCUUCAUCAAGUACCAACGAAUGGUCGCAGAAUUUGAUGGCAUCAUCAACAACAACAACAAGGCUUAAUAUGGAGAAACCAGGACAAGAUCAAUCACUACAACAACAACAACAGCCGCCACAGCAGCCUCUCAGGUGUCCUCGCUGUGAUUCGUCAAACACAAAGUUCUGCUAUUACAACAACUACAGUUUGUCUCAGCCAAGACACUUUUGCAAGGCUUGUAAGAGGUAUUGGACUAGAGGAGGAACCCUAAGGAAUGUUCCAGUGGGUGGUGGGUGCCGGAAGAACAAGCGUGUCAAGAGACCAAAUAUUGGUGGUGCAAGUAGUACUGUUGAUGGAGUUGAUUCUUCAUCAUCAGUUCUUCAAAACCCUAAUCCUAAUCGACCUAAUCAGUCGCCACCGUCGCGGAUCGAUGUGUCUUCAGGUUUAAGUCAUGUUAAUCCUUUGUUUUAUGGCUUACCCAGUAACUCAUCCGAGAUGAAUUUUUCAUUUCCUAGGUUUAGUAGUACUUCUGCGUAUGAUCUGCUUCCUAAUCAGUUGAACGGACUUGGAUUAGGGUUUUCCUCAAAUGGGUUUAAUCCUAAUAGGCAAAUCCAAGAUGGGUUAGCUUCAAAUUCUCUUCUUUCUAGUUAUUCUUCCAUGUUUGGGUCAGCCACCUCAUAUUCCAACACUAGUACCACAACAACAACUUCACCAACUAUUGCUUCUUUGCUUGCCUCAGCUGGUAUUUCCCCACAAAAUAAGUUGAUCAAAGACAACCCUUAUUUUCAAGGCUUGACACCCUUUGAUCAAUUUCAGAUGGCAAGUCGUACUAGUGAUCAUAUGAAAGAAGUGAAAAAUGAAGAGGGACAAAACAGGAUGGGUGAUUGGGACACACAAUGCCAGAAUCAGAUGGAGGAGAUUGGUUUAUCUGAUCCUACAAUUUACUGGAAUUCUACGAGUGUUGGUAAUUGGCAUGAUCCAGCAAAUAUUGGUUCUUCUGUGACUUCAUUGAUCUAGCAAAACCAAAUCUCAUGAUAUAAAUAUAUAUAUAUAUCUCCCUCUUUUUUCUUUCUUCCUAGCUUGUUCUUCCUCUAUUUCAGUCGGUUAGGCUUUGUUUUUGUAGUGGAGUUCAUUCAUGGGCUUAUAUAUUUUGAAGCAAAUUAAGAUGGGAGGGGAGCUUUGGAUCGGAGCGAUCAUGUCAGCUGCAAGAAUGAAAUCAGCCUUACAAGUUUUAUGUCAAAAGGUUGAUAAUUACCCAAGAUUGCGCUGAGAGGAACCUCGGAUCCUCUUCAUCUCAUCAUUACAAUAUUAUCAAAGUUGAAGAGCUACCACCAUGAGAAGGAUAUUCGGUGCAACUUUCUUAGUUGUCUUUAUUCGGUAAUGUAUAUAUGCUUUAUAUUUCCUUAAUUUGCUUCUUAUGUAUUUGUUUGUAACUAUAGCUAGGACUAGAGUUUAAUGGAGUCAAUGGGAUCAAUCGCUCGAGGAACUGAUUUCUUUUUUCUUUUUUUCUUUGUGGGGGGUGGGUAUAUUGGUAUAGAAAUUAAAGAGGGAGAUUUGUUAUUUUAAUUGGGAAGGGUAUAUUUAAGGUGUGAUUGGUAUUGGGUAUAUGUUGUUCACUUUGUUAAUUAAAUUUCAAUGAAAUUAAUUUGUUACAAAUUGUGGGUUUUGUAGAGAAUACUAAACAAUUGGUUUUUGGUGCAUACUAGAAAUGCUCAAUGGACUAUGUUCAUGCAUAUAUGUUAUUGGUAUUAUUAUUAGGUGAUAACAUAUUGACUAGCUGGUAGUUCUAAGAUUUUUAUCAAGCUGAUAAAAACCAUGCCUCAAAAUUGCGUCUGCACGUAUUAGCUAGCUCGCCAGCUCUGAGCAGUAGUCAUUGUUUAUUCCAAAUUAUAUAGUCACUG
Tripterygium wilfordii is the source of this 1995-nucleotide messenger RNA. RefSeq names its product dof zinc finger protein DOF1.4-like. Gene Ontology annotation, biological process: regulation of DNA-templated transcription. Bases 77 to 1111 code for a protein of 344 amino acids. Gene Ontology annotation, molecular function: DNA-binding transcription factor activity; DNA binding. Lineage: Eukaryota; Viridiplantae; Streptophyta; Magnoliopsida; Celastrales; Celastraceae. The transcript is spliced from 2 exons. The record is from RefSeq and is a predicted model, not a curated record.